Messenger RNA from Aethalodelphis obliquidens (Pacific white-sided dolphin), 1961 nucleotides. It is a transcript of the gene AFMID, whose product is annotated as arylformamidase. The record is from RefSeq and is a predicted model, not a curated record. The coding region runs from base 206 to 1186 and encodes 326 amino acids. Gene Ontology annotation, molecular function: arylformamidase activity. The transcript has 12 exons. Lineage: Eukaryota; Metazoa; Chordata; Mammalia; Artiodactyla; Delphinidae.
GCCCGGAGCCAAUCAGCGUGCGGCUGUGGGACCGGCGGGAGAUUUGACCUCAGCCCGCCCCCUCGUGGGAGGGACCGGGAACGCGCGCACCAGGCUCAGCUCACCAGGGCGGUGGGCGCGGCUCCCAGGGACGGGGCCUGACCAGAGCCCCGCCCUCCUGGCAUAAAAAGGCGGCCCGGCCGCCUGUCGGCUCGUACACAGCGGGAUGGACGGGAUGGACGACUUGGACGGAGGUCCUGAGGGCGGGGCUCCCUGGAAGAGGAUGUCUAAAGAGGAGCUGGAGAAUCAGUACUCCCCCAGCAGAUGGGUCGUCCGACUGGGAGCAGAGGAGGCCUUGAGGACCUACUCACAGAUAGGAAACGAAGCUGGCCCAGAGGUGCCGCAGGUGCAUCUGCCCUAUUUCAUUGGUGAAGAAGCUACCAAGAGGGCCCAGGCCACCGGGAGGAACCUGCUCGAUGUCCCCUAUGGAGACGGCGAAGGGGAGAAACUGGACAUCUACUUUCCUGAGGCAGUGUCUGAAGCCUUGCCGUUCCUCGUGUUUUUUCAUGGAGGAUACUGGCAGAGCGGAAGUAAAGACUCGUCAGCCUUCAUGGUCGGCCCACUGACAGCACAGGGAGUGGCUGUGGUGAUAGUGGCCUAUGACGUUGCCCCCAAAGGCACCCUGGACCAGAUGGUAGCCCAGGUGACCCAGAGCAUCGUGUUUGUCCAGAAACAGUAUCCAGGCAACCAGGGAAUUUACCUGUGCGGACACUCAGCUGGGGCUCACCUCGCCGCCAUGAUGCUCCUGGCCAACUGGACCAAGCAUGGAGUCACGCCCAACCUCAAAGGCUUCUUCCUGGUGAGUGGGAUCUAUGACCUGGAGCCUGUCAUGCACACCUCUGAGAAUGCCUCUCUCCUCACAACCCUGGAGGAUGCUCAGAGGAACAGCCCACAGUGGCACCUGAAGACAGCCCCGACACAGCCUGUGGAUCCAGCCUGCCGCAUCCUGGUGACUGUGGGCCAACACGACAGCCCCGAAUUCCACCGACAGUCCAGGGAACUUCAUCAGACUCUGCGCCGAGGAGGGUGGAAAGUCUCCUUUGAAGAGCUCCAUGAUGUGGAUCACUUUGAAAUCCUUUGGAACCUAACCCAGAAGGACUACGUGCUCACCCAGAUUAUUUUGAAAACAAUCUUCCAGGAGUCCUGAUGACACCUGAAGCCCCACUGCCAGCAUGCACCCCGACUUGUGAAACUUCUCCCAAGAGCCCGACUGCUCCCCAUUCUUGCCGGCCUCAGUUUUCCCUGUGCCCAGCAGCGCCUCUGUUUGUCCACCCACCCCGGCCAGGGUCCAUUCCCCUCACUGCUCUGAACACGAGUACAAAUCUCCAUGGCCUGCCCCUGGCCUGGAUCGAGCGGGUUCCAGGGAAGGUCUGGCCCAGGUCCACGCCAUGUGUGAUACCCAGAAUCUGGCCCACAGUCUGCUGAGAGGGUGAAACAAAAGUGACAACUCCCAACCAAAAUGAAGAGUAAGAGCUCCCCAAACCAGUUUUUGUUCUGUGUUUUUGUUUCACUCCUUUGUCUGGGCUCCACCUGACGUGGGCUUCACCUGACCUGUCUGGAUUUGUCCCGUAAAGCCCUGGGAUUUUAUCCUUGGGGUUAACACCUCGACUGACAGGACAGUGACAUCCACAGGUAGAACACACUUCCUCUGCCACUCCCCCCCACACACAGGGGUGUGUGUGCAUUCAGUUCCCAAGGAGCCAGCUGGGUCCACCCACCAUCCACCACACCCCUCUCUCGCCCACUCUGAAUAGCUAGCAGUUCAAGAAUGAUUGAUGAUAGCGAAAAUAGGUAAUAGCCUGAAUAUUCAUCAGUAGGGACUAAGUACAUCUGAGCAGCCGACCAUCAUUAGAAAGAGGUCUGUGGGUUUUUUUGUGUGUUUUUUGUUUCUUUUGCGGUACGCGGGCCUCUCACUGUUAUGG